AUGAAAGCAGUCCGUUUUCACGCAGCCAAAGACAUCCGUGUCGAAGAAGUGCCGGUCCCGACGGUCAAGCCUGGCUGGAUACGAUACCUUGAUGGACCACAUAUAAUCCCGCCGAAUGGACAGCCACACGGAAUGACGGGCGAGAGCCCGCCGAUAACGCUUGGGCACGAGUUCAGCGGAAUAGUCGAUGAGGUCGGCGAAGGCGUAUCUGGAUUCAAGCAGGGAGACAAGGUCUGUGUUCAGCCAACGAUUUAUGAUGGCGACUGUCGGGCCUGCCUCAAAGGUCUGACCAACUCGUGUGAUACCUUUGGCUUUAUUGGCUUGUCAGGAUGGGGUGGUGGUAUGAGUGAGUAUACUUGCGCCCCGGCAGAAUACGUGAAGAAGCUGCCAGACGAUAUGGGCCUUGAUAUCGGGGCUCUGGUCGAACCUCUUGCUGUAGGCUGGCAUGCGGUCGCUCCUUCACCAUACAAGGAUGGAGACAACGUCUUGGUCCUAGGCGGAGGCCCCAUUGGUCUUUGCGUCGUUCUUGCCUUGCUAGCAAAAGGAUGCAAAAACAUCAUCGUUUCAGAAGUAUCGAGACGGAGACGAGAGUUUGCCCAAAGCUUCGGAGCGCACCAUGUGAUCGAUCCAGAAAAGGUCGACAUCGUCCAGGAAUCAAAGAAUUUGACGGACGGCGAGGGGGUGGACGUGUGCUUCGAUGCGGCGGGCGUUCAAAUUGGCGUCGACGGCGGACUGCAGGCGGUGCGGCCACGGGGCACCUUCGUCAACAUCGCGCUCUGGGGCGCAAAGAGAGUGGCGUUGGAUAUGAAUGUCAUGCUGUUCGGCGAGAGAAGAUAUAUGGCCGUCGUGACCUACAUCGAUGGCGACUUCGAGGCAGUGAUUGAAGCCAUCCACAGCGGCAAAUUGAAGCCGCAUGGAAUGAUCACCAAGGUCAUCAGGCCAGACGAGGUGGCGGAGGAAGGUUUCAAGGCAUUGACAGAUGACAAAGACAAUCAGGUCAAGAUUCUGGUUGAUAUGUCCAAGGCGACGGAGGUGGCCGCCGCGUAG
This is a messenger RNA of Zasmidium cellare ATCC 36951, 1047 nucleotides long. RefSeq lists its product as uncharacterized. The record is from RefSeq and is a predicted model, not a curated record. The transcript has 8 exons. Gene Ontology annotation, cellular component: cytoplasm. Gene Ontology annotation, molecular function: (R,R)-butanediol dehydrogenase activity; zinc ion binding. Bases 1 to 1047 code for a protein of 348 amino acids. Gene Ontology annotation, biological process: butanediol biosynthetic process. NCBI's taxonomy places the organism in Eukaryota, Fungi, Ascomycota, Dothideomycetes, Mycosphaerellales, Mycosphaerellaceae.